AUGAUACGGCGGCGCUCGCAAUAUUCCUUCUCGUCGGCGGCGACGGAUCCAGUGAGGUUGGUGAGUGCGAGUGCGGUGGUGAUAUUUAGCCGCCGGUCGUGCUUCCUUUGCCACGCCGUGAAGCAGCUGUUUCGGGGCAUGGGUGUGAAUUCAAUGGUUUACGAGCUUGAUGAGUUCCCGGAGCUGGAGAGGCUGCUGCUUGCGGGGAGUGCCGCCGUGCCGGUGGUGUUUGUCGGCGGCAAACUAGUCGGUGGAAUUGAAAGUGUUAUUGCCUCACAUAUUGGUGGAACCCUUGUUCCUCUACUCAAAGAGGCCGGUGCGCUUUGGCUUUGA
Molecule: messenger RNA, 333 nt
Organism: Salvia splendens (bonfire salvia)
Lineage: Eukaryota; Viridiplantae; Streptophyta; Magnoliopsida; Lamiales; Lamiaceae
Product: glutaredoxin-C5
Exons: 1
Coding region: 1-333 (110 amino acids)
Source: RefSeq, a predicted model, not a curated record